Molecule: messenger RNA, 842 nt
Organism: Drosophila biarmipes
Lineage: Eukaryota; Metazoa; Arthropoda; Insecta; Diptera; Drosophilidae
Gene: Sec61beta
Product: protein transport protein Sec61 subunit beta
Exons: 3
Coding region: 162-464 (100 amino acids)
Biological process (GO): intracellular protein transport
Cellular component (GO): Sec61 translocon complex
Source: RefSeq, a predicted model, not a curated record
CCCUGACACGACCUAUCGCCCAGGGCCACCACCAAAGUGACGUGGAACGAAAAAGACGAAGCGACACGAAGCCGAGCAGCACGUCAGAUUCACAUUCAGAUUCCACUUCGCCUGCUCACAUUUUCCAGUCGGUCGGCGCAGAAAAACAGAAACAGCCCGAAAUGCCCGCUCCAGCAAGUUCAACGUCCGUGGGCAGCGGAUCGCGCUCGCCCAGCAAACUGUCGGCGCCACGUAGCGCCGGAUCCGGAGGCGGCAGCACCCUGAAGCAGCGCAAGACCACCAGCAGCACCACGGCGGCCCGGAGUCGUGCUCCCGGCGGAGCCGGAACUGGUGGCAUGUGGCGCUUCUACACCGACGACUCUCCCGGAAUCAAGGUCGGACCCGUGCCCGUGCUGGUCAUGUCGCUGCUCUUCAUCGCUUCCGUCUUCAUGCUGCACAUCUGGGGCAAAUACAAUCGUUCUUAAGCCAUUCAAUUCGUAGCCAAUAAAUACUUUCUCCUCAACGAACGCGAACACUGUCGACGUCAUCAUUUCUUUCGCGGCGCGAUAACAUGAGAUCCAUUCCGCUUGUUGAGGCAUUGGUGUGUUUUCCACAUGAAAUUAACUAUACCUAAGCUUAAGUUAAAGACCUGUUUAAACGUAAUGCAUAUUUUCAAAAUUAAAUCGUAUCUUCCCAAUCCGUUCGCUCGUUCGCUUCGUUCGUUCGGCGGACUGAGAGAAUUCAUUCCACAAUUUAUCGUGGUCAUGUGCAUCAGAAAUUCCGCGCGCAGCAGUUGCAAUUCAACAAUUUGUAAGACAUUCAACGAAAAGUGUUAAGAACAAAUAAAUUUUGUAUUAAACAAA